Messenger RNA from Armigeres subalbatus, 13404 nucleotides. Its product is annotated as coiled-coil domain-containing protein 63-like. Bases 269 to 1732 code for a protein of 487 amino acids. Lineage: Eukaryota; Metazoa; Arthropoda; Insecta; Diptera; Culicidae. The record is from RefSeq and is a predicted model, not a curated record. The transcript is spliced from 5 exons.
CUUGAACAACGUCGGAAAACAACACCUGGGCUGCCUCGUUUUUCGAGGAAUAAUUUGUUCGACCCAUCGCGUCGCCAUUGAUUUGCUGCCAUUACCAAAAGCACUGAAUUUUUCGUUGAAUGUUGUAUGUAGUUCAUUCCAAAGAAAAGUGCAAGUGAAAUCUCCCAUCAGAGCUGGUGGUGCUACCCUUGGAACCAAUUAACCUGCACUAUAAAACGACAAGUCGACUCGGAUUGUAGCCUCGCGAAGUUAAUUUCACACAGCCGCCAUGUCCAGCCAGCCGAAGAUGUCCUCCGAGAUGGGAGCGGCCGAGCAGUACGAGAUGGAGCAGCUCGCCGAAGCGGAAACCCAACGGUUGCACAAACUGCUCCGCACUUUGGAGAUCGAACGAAUCACGUUUCUGGAAACGAAGAACAAAUCUAUGCGCAAGUUUCGAGCGAACAUGCGAACCCUGGAGAAGGAGAAACAGCAACUGCAGCUGCAGUUGGACUGCGAGGAGCAUGGCGUUCAUUCGAAGCGGGAAACCGAGAUGGAAUCGGAGCUGGACCUAACGUACGAGAGGCAAGAGAAGGCCAACCAUAAUCUGAAAGCGAAGAAAGAAGGGCUGCGGGAGCUGGAGAGUCACAUCAGGAAGAUACAUCGCGAAAUUGCGGAAAUAAGGAAGAAUGAGGUGACAGAUAUUAGGUACAAUGAAACGAUUGCGAGAGCGCAACGAUCCGUAAGGAAGCUUGAGAAUAGGUUGGAUGUGGUGAACAAAAAGGCAGGAGUGGCAAUGGCAGAAAAUUCGCAACUGCGGCAGACGAUCGACCACAUGCUGACGGAGAGAGCAACGUUCAAUAUCAUGUGGGAGAAACUGGUGGCGAAACUAAACGAAGGGAAACGCUACAUGAUGGACCUAAUUGAUCAGGCAACUUCGGCGUACGACACUCGGGAGGAGCUGUGCACUAAGCUGCAAAUAUUGAAAGACAAAGGUCAAAGUGAGAAGGUAACACACAUACAGGAGAUGAGAGAACUGCAGAGGAAGUUGGAUCAUGAUGCAAAGCUGCAGGAGUUCCUCAGCAUCAAAGGACAGCGGCGAUCGAAUGCGGAGCUGGAGGAAAGAGAAGCGCUGAAGAAGCAGAAAAUGCUGGAGAACUUGGAAAAGCAAUAUGCUGAAUAUGAGCAGAUAAUGUCACGAAUCAUGACGUUUUCCGGGGAGGACGAUAUCGACCGUUUGGUGGCUAAGUUCAUUAAGAAGGAGGAGGAAAACUUUGCGCUGUUCAACUACGUGAACGAGUUAAGCCACGAAGUGGAAACGUUGACGGAAAGUGUGCAACUGCUGCAGGAUAAAAUCACUGAACAAAUUGCUAUCAAUGAGUCAAAAGAGCACUCUCAGGAUGACAACAUUGAUGCUCUGCGCUUGGCUGAGGUCACCAGUAAGGAGGAGGCGGAUGCCGCCUUUGAGAUCAAACAGGUCUGGGAUGUGAAGCUGGACGAGCUGCUGCGAACUGCGGAAAGGAUUUACAAACUACUCCACUGCGACGAAGCACCUAUCCUGAACUUGCUGAAUAAUGAGAGCAAGGUGACGCUUAACAACGCAAAGCUGUUUCUCGGAAUCAUCGAACGCCGCGUGGCCAACAUCAUUAGCAACGUCAACUACGUGGAACCAACGACUAAAAUUCUGGGCAAGAAGGAUCGCGUGCCGAAUUUCAACGUCAAGGAAUCGGCCAAAAUUCGGGUCGAUAGAGGCUAGACGCGUUUGGAUUGUUAUUUACAACUGUUUUAUUACAACUUUUUACAUUUAACAGACUUUUUUUUCUUGGUAGAUAUAAGUUGUGUGUCAAUAUUGCGCGAACAUCUAUCUGAUUUUGUGGUUCUGUAUUUGUUGCAAAGUAAUUCAAUAAUGUAACACUAUGCCUUAGGUACAGUCACUGCAUUUUAUUUCAACUUAACACGUAUUAGUGUGGCAAUGAUUAGAUUCAGAAGACAAAUUUACAUAAUCUAUUACGGUACACAUAAGUUAGCAAGUCUUUAGAUAAGCGUUGUGUAACAGUUAUUAUAUCGUUUAUUAUCAUUAUUUUAAUUCGAAAGAAUGUAAUUUACAAUUACUUACAUUUUGAGGAUAAUAUGCACCAAACGAUACUGUCAAUAAAUUACUACAAGCUCUCAAAUGGUUUCGAUAAAAGAAAGUCACCAUUAUUUGCAAUUUUAGAAAUUUUCAAAAUGCAUUUUCCUGUAUUUUUGUAUGAAUUUUCUAACACUUGUGUUGAACAUUCUCAAUAUACCACAGUUCAGGUAAUUGAUUCUUUGGCUUAUUUAAGGUCAACUUUUCCAAAUAACCCAUAUUUUUGAAGCCUCUAACUAUUUUUAAAAUUAAAAACAAAAACUGAAAAAGUGCUGCACGCGUGAGCCGGCCUGAAAAAUUUACCCGAUGAUCGUUCGAAAUCGGGCCAAUCUUUAAAAUAACAGCACAUUUUUUAUUUUAAAAAAGUUAAAGGCUACAAAAAGCAUGGGUUCUUUGGAAAGGUUGACCUUAAAUAAGCCAAAUAAGCGACUGAGACAAUAAAACGAGAUACAAUUUAUGACGAGAAAGGUCAAUUGCUUCGUCCGGUUUUCUUUUGAGUUAAGUACUUUGCCUACAUCUGCUAAAUUUAGUAAAUUUCGUUAAUUACUGUAUUUAAUCUGGAACAAGUUGAUUAGCAAAUAUGGACUCUUCUCUGUAUGUUGAAUCAAAUUUCCUAUAUCGCUUCAUCAAAUUAAAGAACGUUGCGACGUUUCACAUGAAUCUAAGCAAAUUAACUUCACAUAUAGUCCCGUUACGCUGAGAUAUGGAUACUCUGAAGUAGUGCGUAACGGUGUAAAUCCGGUCAUAUCGCCAGGCUCGGUUAAAGACUGAAACUGACUAUAUGACGUCCCUAACCCCGAAUCCCAAGGUGUCAGGCGACCCGUGCCGAGGGGAUGAAUGGCCUGGGGGGUGAAACAAUUAGCCAGGCAGUUAACGGAGCCUGUAAUGCUGGGUAGACACCUUUUUUCGUGGUGCAUUACGGAGAAAGAUCUACCACACUGUGCUCUAGUUCUUACUAUUCUUGUUAAUACUUAUGAGUGAUGGUCGGAAGAGUAUGUAACGACUAUAAUCUGCUUUUAGAUGACCCACCUUUUGCCACUUUUGGAUGGAGUCAAUGGAGUAAAUUAUAAAAACGUAAUUCAAUAUUAGGCUGGUUUUAAAGCCGAUGACAUGAAUCUCAAAGCUCCAGAGCGCUUAUUAAUUAGGAAAGAAGCGGAUACGAAUUUGGUGGAUCUGCUGAACCCUCUGACUGAUUAGAGCUCUGUGUAAAGGUGAGAUUCAGAAAUGCCAAACGCAAUGAAAUCAGAUCUCUGUACAAAAACGAAUCCGGAACUCAUAAGAAUAGGGUAAUUCGCCAAAUGUUGAACGGCUAAUUUCUUCGCCUAUUGUUGAACGCACGUGCAUUUCUUAUGGGAGUUCAACAAUAGGCGACAAAAUUAGCCGUUCAACAUUUGGCGGUUUCCCCUACGCAAAAAUAUGUUUGAACUGCAGUAACGAUGCAUGGUCAAAAUCAGUAUUAUCCCACUUAUUGUUGAGCCGAAACUGAUUGAGGGGCGCGCCUUUGAGAGUUGGUAUAAGCCGUUUCUGGAAGGGUAUAAAUAGCGGUACCUUAAUCUAAAGAGGCCUUACAUUAGGCUUGAGAAAAUAUCUGAAUAAAAAACGACUACUUCAUUUCUUCUCAAUAGAUAUGGAGCAGAAAGACAUGCACUAAACAAAUGACACGGGUAUACUACAAAAGUUCAAUGAAAUGGACGCAGUGGUUCAUCCUGAACAAAAAAAAAAAACUUCAUUAACUUCUUAUGCUGAUUUCUUAAAAAUAAGAGAGACUCACAAUAUGUUUCUUUCUAUUAAAUAGAUCUUGCUAUACGCACUAAGGUAGCCGCACACCUCGGAAAUCCUGUCCACGGCAAAAAUCCCGCCCGAUUUAUAGCACAUAUGGAUCAAGAACCGACGAAAAUAUUUCCCGAUUUGAUGAGGCUAACGAUUACCAGCGAAUUUUUUUUUUUGCCGUAUCUUUGUUCUCAUGUAUUUCUUGGUUGGCCCAUUUGGCCGAAAAUUAUUUUGCCGAACAAACCAUUAAACCGAAACCCAUCUUGCCGAAAGUCAAUUGACCGAAAAUGUCAUUUGGCUGAAGAUGACGUUUGACCGAAAUGGUCGUUCAGCACGAAUAGGCAUUCAGACAAAAAUGUCCGAACGAACGGCCCAUAAUGUCGUUUUCCAAACGGUCUAGGUCAUUUGGUAUGAAAUCAUUUGGAAUAACGCCAUUUAGCAUAAGGUCACAGGCCUGGCAGCGAGUCACUUAUUAGUGAUUUGGCACUUUUUUCGUAUAAGUCACUAAAAAGUCUCUUUUUUUUAGCAAGUCAGUAAAGUCCAUAUUUCAAGUCGUAAAAAGUCCAUAUUUUCAACAAUUUUCAUCAAAAUCAAAAGUAAGGAUUCUACAUUCAUGUUUCCUGAGGCACAUCAUCCUAGUAUGAGAAAGAAAUUUCAAAUAAUGUUACGCUUUGUGUACUCAUCGAUAAAGCUGCUUCAUAACAAACUGAUGAAUGUACAGAAAAUGAACUCCAAGGUUACCAGCAAGAUUACCGGGCGCGAGUAUUAGCCGUUUGGCAGCGCAGUAUCAUUACUUGACACUUUACCGGUCGCUACUAAACGCGCUGCUAUAACAGUAGCGCGACUGACAGGUGAUCAAAUUUGGUAGCGCGGUAAGAGCUGUCAACUAUCAAACGUCACCGGAACGGAAUACAGCAACCAAAUUGAGAGCCGAAACUAGUGACGAAACUAAAAUGACAGCGCUAAAAUAAUGAUUUGGGCUUACUAGCCUGAAAGUCUUUCUUAACUUCUACUACCAUUUACUUACUAGAGCUACCGUUGGAUAUUCCAAAGAAACUUCUUCUAAAAGAAUUUUAGAAAUCUGAACAAACUACUUAGAUCUAUAUUUACAAAUGAUUCAUUGGCCUCCGGCAAGAAUCUGUUACUACGCUCGCUGCUUAUUUGUCCUUCAAUGUUCAAAAUAUAUUUUUAUGAUUUCGCAAUGCUAUUGCUGGAAACAGUCUUAUCUUCUACAUGGGAACUUUUUUUUUCAAUUUUUAAAAGUUUUUCAAAUUAAAAGAGGGGCCAUUUUUUAGAUUUAUGCUUUGUGAUUCAAAAUAAUUUGAUAUUUAGCAAUUAUUUACAUAAUUUUCAAUUAUAGAAUGGCAUUUUCACAUACAGAGGUUGUAGGAAAAUGUUCAAAGUCAUCAGGUAUCAGAACGUCGGCUCCAGGGGCACGUUCACCUCAAUUUGGGAGAUUUGUGCCAUCGCCUUCACAGUCUUUUUCAUCACACACCUGACGGAAAAAUAGGUGAACAAAAAGGAAAGGCAUAUGGAUGGGAGAACAAAGGGAAUGUUUGGAAAAAGGCCCUUGAAGAGGGCGUACAAGAGCUUAUAGCUCCUUACCACAACGGGUUAUGAACAAUCGUGCAUAGACUGGGCAGCUACAUAUUAGAUGAUAAGAAGUUCCAUAAUCGGAUUCACAACUAUCACAAACAGAUGAUUCAACACGUUGAAUAUUUGCCAUGUGAUAGUUCAGUCUGCAGUGACCUGUCAAGGCCUUGACUAAGACACUGUAAUUUUGUUUAGACAGAUUAGCUAAAUAGUUUGCUACUACCGGAGAUGGCUCCCGGAUGUACAAUUUUGUUUGAUGACAUGAAUCCAGACUACUCCAAUGCCAUUUGUGCUGAGUGACAGCCCAAGAGUUGAUCAAAAGCUUCACCCAACACUUGGAUAUUGGAAUAGCUGGCUCAGGACCAAUCAAGUCAUGAAAUGAGAAUUACAAGCUAACUCAUCAGCCAUUUCGUUUCCAGCUACGGAAGAAUGGCCAGAUACCCAUAAAGUUUGUAAAGUAUUAACUGAAUUCAGUUCCUCAAUUUGAGUUCGACGUGCGAUUACUAACUUUGACCUUGAGUUGGCCGAGGCGAGAGCUUUAAUAGCUGCUUGGCUAUUUGCCCAUAAUGCGUUACUGCAGCGAAGACUGCACUCCACACAUGAUGGUAAAUAUUUCCGCCUGAAAGACAUGUGCAGUGUGUACCCAGUGGGUGUGACUGUUCCAAUCUCAGCUCACGCGAAUAGACGCCUGCACGUGCUCUACCUUCGAGGAGGGAGCCGUCAGUGUAACAAACAAUGCUGUCAUCGAUAACACGUUCUAAGUAUUUCAGAAGAAAUGAGGUCAGACUGGUGGGUCUAAAACUCUUUGCUUCUUCAUACGAAGUACGUCCUCCUUUUGGUAUACACUUUACAGUGACAUGCCGCCAGGAUAUGGGAAUAUACCCAGUAGCAAAACUGCAUAAAAGCUUUUUCAAAACCUCAAAACCUCUCUGAAGUAAAACGGGAUAAAUCCCAUCCUCCCCUGGGAGUCAAGUAGGGAGCAAAACUUGAAAGAAAAUGUUCGAAGUCAUACAAAACAUCGUUCCCCAAAAUAAUGUAGAACUUCCUGCAAAAUUGUUGUUUAAAUCAAAAACAUGAUUAUGUGUAACAAUUUGUAACUCACUGCUGCAUAUAAAAGUUAAUUUUGAUCACUUUUUCUGCAAUAAGAAGUGUGACUAGUAAAAUCAUUCCAAAUCUUAUUCAUCAAGUUCUCACGCGCAAGUAAACUCGUUUCAUGCAAAAUCGCUUCGUUUCACUCAUUUGCCAAAAAAUCAAUCGAGGCGGAAAUAUAGAAAAUCCUAAGGUGAUUCAUAUGGAUGAUUCAAAUUACGAAGAUUUUGCCUUGGUUCAAAUCGUACAGAGUUUUGAGGUCAUGAGCAUAUUUUGACACUGACUGAAAGUCACUAUUUGGUCACUUUUUCUGCAAAUGAAAGUCACUAUUUGGUUUCUUUUUUCGUCAAAGCUGGUCACUAAAGUCACUAUUUUAAGCAGUGUUGAUCACUACCAGCUCUGAUUUGGAUUUGGUGAACUCAAGAGUGGGUCGUUUUGCAAAACGGGCAUGCGACAUAAUUUGGAACUGUGAAAGAGAAAGGGUUAUUUGAUGUAUUUUUUCACCUGAAUAAAGUAGGUCUAAUAAAUUUAGACUGAUAGUAGACAUUUUUCGGAAGGCGGACAAUCAAAAUGGCUGAACCGUCGUCGUUGUUAUCUUUGCAGAUACGUAUAUCGACCUCACAGUUGAGAUCGAAAUACGUAUCUGCAAAGCAAACAAAACUUAGUGGAAUUGAGUGGAAAGUACUAAACUCGAACCCGUAACGCUGGGUAGACACCUUUACGUGGUGUGUUACGGGGUAAGAUCUACCACGGUUACAUUCCCAGCUACAGGCAAAUCCUGACCCAACGAAUACCUUCCUCAUUAUCCAACUCCGUGGUACUUAUGAGGGUGUCGCUUAACCGGGGGCCUCUCGUUAAGUAAGUACCACAUCAACACUUCCUUCCUCUCCCUAGUUACGGUGAAGAUGGGCGUGGCCAGGGGUAGUAAUCCUCAUGCUUUUGUAAUUUUUAUUAAAGACUGGAAUCAAGGACCACUCCCCUUCUUGAUUUCUGAUUUUCAUUCUAGAUAAGGAUCACAAAAGUAAAACAUGAGUAUCACUAGUGUCCAAUCUACGAAUUACACCGUAACACUGCUAAUGCUAAUGCUAUUGAAUGGAAAGUACUAAACUCGUCUUAGACGGUUGAACACUAAAACACUAAAACACUAAACACUAAAACACUAAAAGAACUUAAAAUAUUUUUUUCUGAAAAUGGCUGACCUAUAUCCAAAGAAUGAAUCACAUCCACCAUUGCCUUAUAGUAGGUAAGGGCCUACUUCCAAGGAAGGGAUAACAUCCACCAUUGCCUUAUUCCGGGCAAAUUGAGAAAGGAAACGCAUCCACUAUUGUUUUAAUUCGGGCAAGCGCCUUCUUUCAAAUAUGGGAUCCCAUCCACCACUGCCUUAAUCCAAGCAAAUGUCUACUUUUAACGAAGGGAUGCUGAUUGACUGCUCGUAGUUGCUACUCCAUUAUGACCAGAUCAGCUGUUCUUGCACAGGGAACCAACAGAUGUUUGCUUGGGACUAGCACACAUCUUCAAUGUACAAGUACUGGUGAUCUCAUUUGUUAGGUCAUACUGGCGCCUGCCACGUCAGAAUGCAAGUCAAUGUAGGGAAGGGGGAGGAAAUGAUGAUGCAAUCACUCGCCCACUGCAAGCCGAAUAUACCUCUGCACUUGCCACGAGUUCAUGCGGAAUUUAUUGGAAUUUCUGGGUUAGGUUGGAGAGGCAGAGGUCCGUCUUGGUUAACGAGCUGCCAAUGUGAUAGAUAGGAGAAGGUAACUCAUGGAAUUUCUAAUUGGAUGUAGGAAACGAGCUCUAUAGUUCAUUUCCAAUUCUAGCAGAUUACUGUUAGAAUACUCAAGUUGAAGGUAUAGGAAUAGUAAUGGAAAUGGUAUGGAAGUCCAUUUCCAGUUCUAGCGAUUGCUAGAACAUGAGAAAUAAAGAGAAUGAUACAAAGUAGGAGAAUGGAACGGACCCUGGGAUUGAACCCACGACCUCCUGCGUAUGAGGCAGAAGCAGUAGCCAUAUGACUACCAAAUCCGCUUCGAAAAAAGAGAGAUCACGCACUGAACUGAUUAAUUUUAUUACCGGCCGCGCAAUGCAGAACACAAUAAUUCGUCCGACCACGCGAUCGUUCUGCUGUCCGAAACAUGAGAGAUCAUGCACUGAACUGAUUAAUUUUAUUGCCGGCCGCGCAAUGCAGAACACAAUAAUUCGUCCGACCACGCGAUCGUUCUGCUGUCCGAAACAUGAGAGAUCACGCACUGAACUGAUUAAUUUUAUUGCCGGCCGCGCAAUGCAGAACACAAUAAUUCGUCCGACCACGCGAUCGUUCUGCUGUCCGAAACAUGAGAGAUCACGCACUGAACUGAUUAAUUUUAUUGCCGGCCGCGCAAUGCAGAACACAAUAAUUCGUCCGACCACGCGAUCGUUCUGCUGUCCGAAACAUGAGAGAUCACGCACUGAACUGAUUAAUUUUAUUGCCGGCCGCGCAAUGCAGAACACAAUAAUUCGUCCGACCACGCGAUCGUUCUGCUGUCCGAAACAUGAGAGAUCACGCACUGAACUGAUUAAUUUUAUUACCGGCCGCGCAAUGCAGAACACAAUAAUUCGUCCGACCACGCGAUCGUUCUGCUGUCCGAAACAUGAGAGAUCACGCACUGAACUCGAAGAUUUUCAUCGUUCAACGUGAAGGUGAGGAACCGAAAAACUUGAAAGAGGCUUUAACCGGUCCGAACAAAAAUCAAUGGGUUGCAGCCAUGAAAGAGGAAUAACACGCUAACUUUCACCUACUCAGUGACUGAGUAAAAUUGUAUUGCUAUCGCUUUCUAUCCCACGGGAAUUUUACUCAAUUUCCGUCAAAAGUAGGAUAACUCAAAACUAUGAGCAAUCAGGGGUGGCAUCACGCAUCUCGAAUCGAAUCACUCGAUUCGUACGUUUUUGCAUUCGUUUCGAAAAAAUUGCGACAUUAUGUAUUUUGUUGUACUUCAUUCUGUCGCAGUACAAGAUUUCGAAUGGUGCUGUACUAGCUCAAUCGAGUAUGUUCUGUCAAACGAAAUGUAAACAGAGAGAAUAAGAGAUAGCUGUCUCCAUGUUUAGUAUGCCGCCCGCUGGAGAGACAACCUCCAGCGCAUGGCGAAUGUGAGUAAACAAAGAGAAUAAGAGUAAUUUCAUCUGCGUGUAGCAUGUUGCCUGUUGGAAAUGCAUCCUUCAGGGCAUGAAUUGGCAGUUAAUUUAAAGACAAGCAAAUUGUGCUCAAUGACUAUAAAAAGCAAUAUUAUUUAUUGAGUCGUUGUAAUUUAUUUAAACAUUAUGCCUAUACGAUAUGUUUUGUAAAUUGAGAUAUUGUUACGACACAAAUUAUAAGUUUAUUCAAGUUUAUGCCACAGAUCAAAUUUUAAGCUAACUAAUUUAAAGCUAAAGAAGGAUUCGAUAAUAAAUUACUUUGAUGUUUUCAUGUGUUUUAUGUAGUUAAAUGCACUUGGGUCAUUUUUUUAUUUUAAUCAACUAUUUUUACAUAGAUUUUGGAAUAUACACGUUAUUACGCAGAUUUUCCCUAUAGAUUUUUCAUGCGGUUUAUCGAAAUCGUCAAGAAAUACGUGAAAACUGCGAAAACCCGACUUUAGUAGAAGUCGUUUUUACGCGGAUUUCGGGGUAAUUUGAAAUUGCAUAUUGUCUGAAACUAUAAAAGUAGGUAUACUAAAGACAUUAUUUCCUUCAAGAUACAAUAAUGAAACAUUUAUUUUCUUCCUCUAGGUAAAUAUUAAAAAAUAUAAUUAAAAACUUUCAGCAAAAAAUUACUCUCGAACAACAUUCGAAAACUAUAAAGGUGACGAGUGUUUUUCAUUCAUCUUGAGUCGUUUCCCAGUGUGCUAUCGAGUAUUCAUAAUGCCAAAACAUCUCGUUAUUCUUGUACCUCCUAGAGCAUGAGUCGUUUUCGAGAUCGAAUCGAAUACCGUCAUGCCAAACAUGUUUGACUCGAUAGAAUUUCGUUCGAAUCGAGAUGCACAAUGCUACCCCUGCUUUUGACGGAAAUUGAGUAAAAUUUCCGUGGGAGAAAAUAGACGGCAAUACAAUUUUACUCAGUCACUAAGUAGGUGAAAGUUAGAAUGAAACAGGCAACACUUCGGCAUCUAGGCUGAAGAUGUCCUUGCGACAUCUGGAUGUGAAGACCGCUUAUCUGUAUGGUCAUCUCUCGGAGGAGCUAUACAUGAAGCAGCCACCAGGAUUUGCUGAGAAAGGAAAAGAAAAGUUCGUACGUAGAUAGCGGCGUAUCAUUAUCUUCAUUGGCAUUACAUCCCCCACUGGGACUUUGCCGCCUCGUAGCUUAGUGUUCAUUAAGCACGUACACAGUUAUUAACUGCGAGGUUUCUAAGCCAAGUUACCAUUUCUGCAUUCGUAUAUCAUGAGGCUAACACGAUGAUACUUUUAUGCCCAGGAAAGUCGAGACAAUUUCCAAUCCGAUAAUUGUCUAGACCGGCACCGGGAAUCGAACCCAGCCAUCCUCAGCAUGGUCUUGCUUUGUAGCCGUGCAUCUUAUCGCACGGCUAAGGAGGGCUCACAAUAUAUGGCCUCACAAUGCGGCGUAGCAUAUAUGGCCUAAAUUUUAACAAAAAACAAUCGGCCAAGUGCUGGAACAAACGUCUACACAGUGUUCCCUUGAAGUUAGGAUUCGUGCAAAGUAAAACGGAUCCAUGCUUGUACACGAAGUUUGUCGGAGGACACCGAAUAUGCCUACUUGUGUAUGUAGAUGAUAUUCUACUUGGUUGCGUUAAUCCAGGUCUUUCAAAAGUCCAGUACAAGACAAAAUUUUUAAAACGACUUCUCUGCUUUUGUAAACAAAGAUUCAAUCGACGAUUAAAUGUCCUUGGCACAAAUGACAAGUGACGGUCUACCCGAAAAACUGUUUUUUUUUUUCGUAAAUUUUUACAAUCGCUGACAACUGAUUACAUAUGGACCCAAUAAUUAUAAUAUUGUUGAAGCCAUCUCAUGAGAAUUUGGUUUGUUAUUUACAUUUUUUGUUAAAAUAUAUGAUGCGCAAUGUUAGGAACAAUUUUUCAAUACAGUGUACCUAAUUUUGCGCACAACUCGUAUUUCUUUGAUAUUUUCAACAUUUAUGAUAUACCUCGUCGGAAUAGGGUUUACGUAAAAAAGAACCUUUGUUAGCUGUGGCCAAUGUACAUAAAUGAGGCUGUACAUACACCAACAGACGUGAAAACAUACUAAGUAUGUCGAAUCAUAAGAAAAUAAUGCUAGACAUCUUCAUAUUCUCAAAUAUGCUCAAAUAUGCCUACAAAUGGAAUGAACAUGAACUGUAAUAGUAGUAUUAGCUGAACAAAUAAAAUUGGGAUGAAAAACUGUAUGAUAGACGCUUGCUUCGUGUUGGAAAUUUUCCAAGUUAUGUGCGCAAAGUUAGGCAUAUAAUAAGGGGCCUACUUUGAAGUUCAAUUUACGAUUUAUUUCAUGCAUUUAAUUAUAAGCAUUACACCUCCUGGGAGCUCAACGGAUAUCGUAAGACAAUUUUGAGAUAUUUUGGGUCAUCCGAACUGUCCUUGAGUUCGGAACUUGAGAUAUUCAGCUGGUUAGAACCUAUUUUUGGUACGCAUUGAUACGCAAAACAUCUCCUGAGAGGUCCAUAAAUAUCGUAUGAUCGUUUUGGGAUACUCUGGUUAAUACAAACUGUCUUUGAGUUUAGGACUUGAAAUCUACACUCUACAGCUGUAAAAAAAUCUUUUUUCAGUAUUCAGAGCUUCAUUAUGCACACCUCCUGGUAGGUCAAAAGAUACCGUAAGAUAAUUUUGGGAUAUUCUGGGUCAUCCAAUUUAUCCUUAAUUUCGAUACAUGAAAUCUACUGCUGCGAGUGGCUCUUUCGUCAUUCAAAGUUUCUGAGUGAUUGUCCUUGAAUGAUUCAGCUGAUUGUUUAGAUAUACCGUAAGUCACCAAAACUGUCCUUGAGUUCGGGACUUCAGAUCUACUGCUACUAACAAGCUUUUUUUCGUCACAUGUUCUAUAUGUGAUCAACCUGGAGGGUCAACAGAUACCGGAAGACUGGUUUGGAGUUGCCUAGGCCAUCCAAACUGUCUUUAACCACAGAACCCAAGAAACAAUGUAUUGCUGAGUAACCUUUUAUUCUGCUAGUUCUAUACAGCCGUUUCACGCUGUUAAUAUUAGACAUAGAGCAAUGUACCCUUAGACAAAGUUGUAAAGGGGAAUCAGCGCUAGAAGUCCGCCAUACAACACUUUCCGGAAUUCCGCCUUUGAAAUGAGUUAUUGGCUGAAUACUAAAUGAUAAUGAAAUGAUAAGUUCAAUCCCUGAUCUAAAGGAACGAAAUAUUGAUUUUUCUUUCUGCUAACAGAUAUCUUGGUGCAUAUCUACCUCCCACCAUAAUGACUUCAACAUUUUCGUCAGAAUAUUACAUGUUUAUAUCGGAAGUUUGUAACUUCUCCAGCUCUUAUCUGUUAAUGACUGUAUUUGUCCCUAAAAUUAAAUGUGCUUCCUCCGCGGUCCUCACAUGCCCCUCAUCGCGAGGAACGAAAACGAAGUUUAACAAUGGAAAACCUAAAGCACUCUCACUCACAACCCGCUUCAAACUACCGUCGAUUCUUCGUACACGUUAUCGUAGCUGCCGGAAUAGUGUCGAUUUCGUCCAUGGUAAAAACUACCGGUCAUGUUUCUGCGAUCAUCCUCGUCCUCGUCUUCGCUGUCUUUCAGCGUAAUCCUCGUACUAUCAUGCUUUCCCUUCCUUUUGACCCACUGAUCACUCUCCAGCGGCGACACAUCCCUACACUCCAAACCGCCACCAUCGCCAUCUCUGUCAGGAUGAUCGCCCUCCAAACAUCACAGUUCCACCUUGAACCCCGAAUGAAGG